AUGUCUCAUUCCCGGGCGAUCCCCUCACUGAUCGAUGCACCUGUCAUCUACAAUGACUACACUGCUAAGCAGCCUCACGUCAGUCGCAAACAGACUCACUUAAUUAAAACCUGCUCCUGCUAUCUCUUGAAGACCAAGCGCAAGAUGCCUACUAUUAUUGCCAUCACGCGUGAAUCGGCGCGUAGAACCAACCGAACGCGCCUGGCUGACUACCCGGCUGGCAAGAAUCUCAUCUGGCACUGGAACGGCGAGGACAAGUGGGAGGCAGUCCCACAGUACAACCAGGACAAGAAACAAGAACAGGUUGGAUCAUACAUUGCGGUCAAGCAGGAUGAGGCAGAGAAGGAGGAGUACGCGCAGAUGGAGACUUAG
This is a messenger RNA of Colletotrichum navitas, 372 nucleotides long. RefSeq lists its product as uncharacterized. The record is from RefSeq and is a predicted model, not a curated record. The transcript has 3 exons. Bases 1 to 372 code for a protein of 123 amino acids. NCBI's taxonomy places the organism in Eukaryota, Fungi, Ascomycota, Sordariomycetes, Glomerellales, Glomerellaceae.